Messenger RNA from Gastrolobium bilobum, 914 nucleotides. Its product is annotated as probable glutathione S-transferase. Gene Ontology annotation, molecular function: glutathione transferase activity. The record is from RefSeq and is a predicted model, not a curated record. The coding region runs from base 74 to 751 and encodes 225 amino acids. Gene Ontology annotation, cellular component: cytoplasm. Gene Ontology annotation, biological process: glutathione metabolic process. The transcript is spliced from 2 exons. NCBI's taxonomy places the organism in Eukaryota, Viridiplantae, Streptophyta, Magnoliopsida, Fabales, Fabaceae.
AAGAGGAAAAACCGUUUAAAAGCAGAGUCCACAACCACAUUUGUGUAGGAAAAAAAAAAGUUCUAGACUUACAAUGGCCAAAGACUCUGGAGAAGUUCAGUUGUUUGGUCUUGGGGGAAGCCCAUUUGUUCGAAGGGUGCAGAUUGCUUUGAAACUGAAGGGUAUCCAAUACACUUACUUUGAAGAAGAUAUUAGAAACAAAAGUGACCUACUUCUCAAAUACAACCCUGUUCACAAGAAGGUGCCUGUGCUUGUCCACAAUGGAAAACCCUUAGCUGAGUCUCUUGUGAUUCUUGAAUACAUCGAUGAGACUUGGGAGAAUUAUCCCAUCUUGCCUCAACAACCCUAUGAAAAAGCCUUGGCUCGCUUUUGGUCAAGGUUCAUUGAUGAUAAGUGUCUGCCUGCAAUAUCUAAGGCUGCAUGGACUAUGGACAAGGUGGAACGUGAAAAGGGCAUUGAAGAAUCAAUUGAGGCUCUUCAGUUUCUUGAGAAUGAGCUCAAGCACAAGUUCUUUGGUGGAGAGACUAUUGGUCUGGUUGACAUAGCUGGUGCCUACUUAGCUUUCUGGCUCCCUGUGAUUGAAGAAGCCGUGGGGUUGAAGUUGCUGAGCAGUGACAAAUUUCCUAAGCUCCAUAAAUGGAGUCAAGAAUUCACCAACAACCCUGUUGUGAAAGAGAACUUGCCCCCAAGAGAUAAACUAUUGGGCUUUUUCAAAGCUCGAUAUGCUGCAUCCAUCACAACUUCAAAAUAGACCAAAUUUGGGUAUGAGAGAGAUCAUAAUUCAGAGAAUUAUUAGUAAUAAAUCUUGUUAGGAAUUAUGACUCUAGUUGAGUUAGAAGAACCCCGGUGAUAGAGUUACUUCUUUACAUCUGAAUUUUCAUGUAUCUCUAAGUUUUAAUAAUAAAUGCGGUUUU